Messenger RNA from Marchantia polymorpha subsp. ruderalis, 3034 nucleotides. Lineage: Eukaryota; Viridiplantae; Streptophyta; Marchantiopsida; Marchantiales; Marchantiaceae. The record is from the annotation of a GenBank genome assembly.
GCUGGCGCGAAGGGACGGAAGGCGAGGAGCACUCUUUAAAGACCAGGAGCCGAGAAUCUUUGGGACUGAAAAGUAUCGUGAUGCCUGGCACUGUAGCCACAGGCGGAGCCACAUCGGCCACCACUCGGCGCUCGGGGGCCAAUGUCUAGCCUGGCUUUCUCUGCGCCAGCGCUUAAAAUAAGCUUUGCGUGUUAAGCAGGAGAGGAAGGGCGGAGCCAUUCGCUGCCAUCAUUAUUUCUCCUCGAUCCGCUCUCUUCUGCGUCCGAGCGUCGGGAUUGUGACAUGACUCUCGCGGUACAAGCCGCACAUCUGAAGGUCGCGGACGAGCAGGAGCCGGAGCCGGAGGAGGAGCAGGAGGAGGAGAAGACGAAGAAGAAGAAGCAAGCCUGGAAGAAGACGAACGCCGGGCCAAUGAAGACGAAGAAGAUGGGCGAGGCGAUGAAGCUGGACUGCGGUGCUUGAUCCCCCGUCUACUCUUCUUCUCUCUCUUUCCCUUCCCUUUUUCUUCUGGCUCGUGCCUCCGGUGACGGGUGCAUCGCUUCUGGUAUGAAGACAUCGUCAUGAGAGAAUGGAAGACGCCAAUGGUGAAGAAUGCAACAGUGAGACUAAAACUCAAAUUCAAAUUGUGCACCUCGAGGUCACAAAGAACCUGAAUCCGUCCACUGUUGAACAAUCCUUGUGGAGGUGGCGUGGGCAUCCAGUCGGUCCGUCUGGUGUUGAUGUCGCGGAUAAGAAACUACGAGCUUUUUCCACUGGGUGUGCGCCGCAUGGGCGGUCGUGGAAACAGUUCUGCAGCAUUGGUUGCACCUGCAAAUUUCAAUCACGCAUAGGCAAAAUCACUGUGCGCUGAAGAUUCUAUUCAUGCUCAGCCUUCGUAAAGCAGUAGGGGUACUAUUCAAGUGGUCCGACGACAAUAUUCCGCACACUGGGAAGGGUGGAUAUUUUGCUGUCACACCAUGUCUGCCCUGUCGGCAGGGCCUUCUAGCAAAUGUGACUGUCUGGUUCAGAAAAGACGGCUAAGCAGGGCCUGGAUUUCUUCUUUGAUUCCUGGUCUGCCCGACGAUGUGGUUCGAGGCUGCCUAGCAAGAUUGUCCCGUUCUUCUUGGAUCCAUCUGAGACUUGUAAGCAAAGCUUGGAAGAGAGCUGUGGAGGAUCCUUUUUUCUUCCAGUGCAGGGUCGAUCUGGGAGUCACGGAGGAGUGGGUUUACAGUGAAACUUGGAAUCCUACUACCAAAGUCGUGUCCUGGUACGCUCUGGAUGUCUCGGAAGAGAAGUGGUUAUGCUUACCUCCCAUACCCACGAGGCGAGGUCUGGAUCAUGAAGUUUUUGGUCGAGCGUCUAUAUCUGUUAAAGGUGAGCUUUAUGUCGCCGGUGGCCAAGCUGGGAAAUCUGGGCCUACUCUGAGGGAUGUCUAUAUCUACUCUCCUUUCACUCACCAAUGGAGGAAAGGGAAAAGUAUGAUAACCACUCGUCAUAGCCCUUUAAUAUUUCUUGUAGAUCGGCAAAUCUACGUUACCGGUGGGUUUGACUCCUUCGGUAACCUCAUACAAGUUGCUGAAAAAUAUGAUGCCGAGAAAAAGGAGUGGUCCACGGUAGGAAAUCGGGGAUUUCCUGAGGUCAUUUGUCCCAAUUGGUACAAAAGGGGCUGGCAAGUACAAUGGUCUUCAUAUACCUUCGAUGAGGACGAGUUUUAUAUCUCGUACAGGACAAAGGAUUCCCAGCAGGCCACCAAACAACUGAUAAAGUUUUAUGUUCCGAAGAAAGGAGAAUGGUUUUUAACCCGAUUCAAGGAUAAGGUGAAGGCCUUAGUUACAUUCAGUUUGGGCGCAACAGUAAAUAAGCACAUAGUUCUGGUUGAUUGGGCCACAGGUAGGUUGAGAUACACGUAUCACCCGUGCAGGUCUGUAGGUUGGGCAAAGGUGCAAGGGCUUGCAGAAUUGGACUGGGUCACAAUCUUGACUAGUAAUCCGAAAGCCGCCGGCUUAGGAAGCAAACUUGUUCUAGUAGGGCGAGGGUUGAAUGUCUUAAUGAUCGAAACUGAUCCGAUUCUCGUCACUGGGGAUGACAUUUUCACAUCUAUAUCAUCAGAGCCGGGGGCUGAGGACGAGGAAGUACUAAAUUGCGUGAUUCUUAGAGCCUAAGCUUACCUCAUCUGAAUCGUCAUUACCUUGUGCUUCUGACUGCGUUCGGCCAAGACCAAAGCCCACGCUGCCAGGCUGCGCAAAAGCAGCAUGUCCACGAACUUCGAGUCUCUUUUUCUGCACUGACGCUUUUCACGAAAGUCAGUCAUCUUUAGCUGGUAUUUUUUCGUCGAUGAAGAAACUUCGAUGAAGAUGCUCAGAUUUGCAGCUUACGUCUACAGGUGUUUGCGGGUUUUAUGCAUGGAACACAGUGGUAGGACAGGCUUUUCAAAAUAUGAGACGUUAUGGGCGUGUGCCAGAGAAGAUCUUUCCUAAGAUGCGAUGGUUUAACAUAGUUUCUGACCGUUCAUCAUCAUCUUCAAAUCGUCGUGUUUCUCGUCGUGUUGGGCGAAAUUACCAUCCUUCUGUGGCGAUGGUUUAUGUCCAGGAUCUUUUAAUUAUCUACAUUUCACGGAAGGCCGACAAAUUUUGGAUCCUUUUACAUUUAGGUGUACAUUUAGACUGUGUUUGGGAGUGAAAAAAAGCUGUUGUACACGACUAGAAUACAAAAUUUGUUUGUACACAAUUGCGAGUAAUUAAAAAUUUCUAAGAAGCUAAUUUCUUCAAGUCUUUAAAUUUAAUUAUAUUGCAACAGGUGAGUAAACUGAUAUGGGUGAUGUCAUAAUUCCUUUAAAAUUUUUGUGAUUCCGGCAAACGUCGCGUGCAACAAAGUUGAGAUGACAUUUGCACUAUCCUUCUACUGUGUGGUAUCAUACGCUCUGCCCUGCAAUACCUUCCUUAGAGCACUUCAAAAUUGUCUGUCCUUGACGUGUAAUAUUAUAUGCUCCAAUCGACGAUAGCUUCGUACACGACCUCAGGGCGUCUGAAGUACCUUCAGAAAAAUCUCUACCGUC